AUGACCAACUACGAGGCGAUGCCCGCGGGGCAUCACAGGGAGAGCGUCGAAGGGAGAGCGGCAGAGGGAGAGCGGCGAAGAGAGAGCGGAGAGGGAGAGCGGCGAAGGGAGAGCCGAGGGAGAGCAGCAAAAAGAGAGCAGCAAAAGGAGAGCAGCAAAAGGAGAGCGGCAAAAGGAGAGCGGCAAAAGGAGAGCAGCAAAAGGAGAGCAGCAAAAGGAGAGCGAAGAGAGAGCAGCAAAAAGAGAGCAGCAAAAGGAGAGCGGCAAAAGGAGAGCGAAGAGAGAGCAGCAAAAAGAGAGCAGCAAAAGGAGAGCGGCAAAAGGAGAGCGGCGAAGAGAGAGCGGAGAGGGAGAGCGGCGAUGCCCAAGGUGGUGGCGUUGGGGGGCGGGGGGGGGGCGCAGGACGGGGGGGGAGAAGCACCGGGGGGGUCGACGGGCCGCAAGGACCGGGACAAGUCGCUGCGCUGCUCGGACAGAAGCGUCGCCUCCAAAGAUGUCAAAAAGUCCAAACGCCGACUCUCGUUCACCGCCAGCCCGGCCAGUGAGCCGCCUGACACAGAGCGGAUUGGUCCCGAGCGCAAGCGGCUCAAGAGAGACUCGGGCGGCGUUGGCGGCGCCGGCACCGUGGCGUCCGGCGCCGCCCACGGAGCCACCGGCGCCGCCACCCACGGCGCCCCGGGGGGCACCGGCGCCGUGGCACGCGGCACGCGCCUCUGCCCGCUGUCGGAGCGGCAGCAGCUGGCGCUGCUCAUGCAGAUCUCGGCGGCCGAGGAGGCAAAUCACCACGCUGCAGCACCGUCGCUAAACGGCACGGGCGGCGGCCGCGACACCGCCCACCACCACCAGCAGCAGCACCAGCAGCAGCAGCAGCAGCAGCCGCCGUCGGCGGGUAACCGGCGUGCGUCCGGCACGGAGCCGGCGCCGGCCUCGCCCGCCACGCCGGUGCCGGUGGCGCUCGCCGCUCCUGCCGCCGUCGCGUCGCCGGGGACGGCGGCUCCGGCCACGCCGCUCUCUUCCCCGCUGACGCAGCAGCGGCAGCAGCAGCAGCAGCGGCAGCGGCAGCAGCAGCAGCAGCAGCGUCAUUCUCCGGCAAACUCUCCGGCGUCGGCGACGUCCCAACCGCCACCCGCGGCAUCGCCGACAGGCACCUCAACCACCACCACCGCCGCCACUACCGCCACCACCGCCACCACCGGCGCGGCUACGCAGCCGUCGGGGUCUCGUGCCAAGGACAAGGUGCCUCCGCUAGCCCCUCGCGGUUUUGCCGAACCCACAAACGCCUCCGUGGCAGACGACGUCCUACCGUAG
Molecule: messenger RNA, 1308 nt
Organism: Lethenteron reissneri (Far Eastern brook lamprey)
Lineage: Eukaryota; Metazoa; Chordata; Hyperoartia; Petromyzontiformes; Petromyzontidae
Product: rho GTPase-activating protein 17-like
Source: RefSeq, a predicted model, not a curated record